Rattus norvegicus (Norway rat) is the source of this 12280-nucleotide messenger RNA. It is a transcript of the gene Taok1, whose product is annotated as TAO kinase 1. Gene Ontology annotation, molecular function: ATP binding; protein kinase activity; protein serine kinase activity. Gene Ontology annotation, cellular component: cytoplasm. The record is from RefSeq and is a predicted model, not a curated record. NCBI's taxonomy places the organism in Eukaryota, Metazoa, Chordata, Mammalia, Rodentia, Muridae.
CGCAGAGCUUGGGCUGGGUGGCUGGGGGGGGGGCGGCGGUCUGUCGCUGGGCCCCCUCCUCCUCCUCGCUCUCCAGCGCUGAGGCCAACGGAGCGCUCCAGGGGUCUGCGCCGGUCUGCCCCCGACCUGCCGGCGAAGGGUCCAGGCUGGUUUAACUGUGUAGCUGAGGAUAACUUCAAACUCCUGAAAUCCUGAUAACUCUGUCUCCAGCCUCCAAGUCUAGAAUUACAGGUUUCUGAACUUGUUCAUGGCUGGAUUUUUAAAAAAUAUAUUCAAGAUUUCCUGUUAUGAAAUGGUGGUGGUCACAACCUCCUGGGCCCAAGUGAUCCUCAUGCUUCAGUUUUCAAGUAACUACAACUUACAGUUUAUGCCAGUGUGGCUUCAUUCAUACAGAUGAACCAAGCUUUGGGAUAGCAGUAUAAAAUUAGAAUCAGACAGCUGACUGCUCAGCAGGAUGCCAUCAACUAACAGAGCAGGCAGUCUAAAGGACCCUGAAAUCGCAGAGCUCUUCUUCAAAGAAGAUCCGGAAAAACUCUUCACAGAUCUCAGAGAAAUCGGCCAUGGGAGCUUUGGAGCAGUUUAUUUUGCACGAGAUGUGCGUACUAAUGAAGUGGUGGCCAUCAAGAAAAUGUCUUAUAGUGGAAAGCAGUCUACUGAGAAAUGGCAGGAUAUUAUUAAGGAAGUCAAGUUUCUACAAAGAAUAAAACAUCCCAACAGUAUAGAAUACAAAGGCUGCUAUUUACGUGAACACACAGCAUGGCUUGUAAUGGAAUAUUGUUUAGGAUCUGCUUCGGAUUUACUAGAAGUUCAUAAAAAGCCAUUACAAGAAGUGGAAAUAGCAGCAAUUACACAUGGUGCUCUCCAGGGAUUAGCUUAUUUACAUUCUCAUACCAUGAUCCAUAGAGAUAUCAAAGCAGGAAAUAUCCUUCUGACAGAACCAGGCCAAGUGAAACUUGCUGACUUUGGAUCUGCUUCCAUGGCCUCCCCUGCCAAUUCUUUUGUGGGAACACCAUAUUGGAUGGCCCCAGAAGUAAUUUUAGCCAUGGAUGAAGGACAAUAUGAUGGCAAAGUUGAUGUAUGGUCUCUUGGAAUAACAUGUAUUGAAUUAGCCGAGAGGAAGCCUCCUUUAUUUAAUAUGAAUGCAAUGAGUGCCUUAUAUCACAUAGCCCAAAAUGAAUCCCCUACACUACAGUCUAAUGAAUGGUCUGAUUAUUUUCGAAACUUUGUAGAUUCUUGCCUCCAGAAAAUCCCUCAAGAUCGCCCUACAUCAGAGGAACUUUUAAAGCACAUGUUUGUUCUUCGAGAGCGCCCUGAAACAGUGUUAAUAGAUCUUAUUCAAAGGACAAAGGAUGCAGUAAGAGAGCUGGACAAUCUACAAUAUCGAAAGAUGAAGAAACUCCUUUUCCAGGAGGCACAUAAUGGACCAGCAGUAGAAGCACAGGAAGAAGAGGAGGAGCAAGAUCAUGGUGGUGGCCGGACAGGAACAGUAAAUAGUGUUGGAAGCAAUCAGUCUAUCCCCAGUAUGUCUAUCAGUGCCAGUAGCCAAAGCAGCAGUGUUAAUAGUCUUCCAGAUGCAUCGGAUGACAAGAGUGAGCUAGACAUGAUGGAGGGAGACCAUACAGUGAUGUCUAACAGUUCUGUCAUCCACUUAAAACCUGAGGAGGAAAAUUACCAAGAAGAAGGAGAUCCUAGAACAAGAGCAUCAGAUCCACAGUCUCCACCUCAAGUGUCUCGUCACAAAUCACAUUAUCGUAAUAGAGAACACUUUGCAACUAUACGAACAGCAUCACUGGUUACAAGACAGAUGCAAGAACAUGAGCAGGACUCUGAACUUAGAGAACAGAUGUCUGGUUAUAAGCGGAUGAGGCGACAGCAUCAGAAGCAGCUGAUGACUCUGGAAAAUAAACUGAAGGCAGAAAUGGACGAACAUCGGCUCAGAUUAGACAAAGAUCUUGAAACUCAGCGCAACAAUUUCGCUGCAGAAAUGGAGAAACUUAUUAAGAAACACCAAGCUUCUAUGGAAAAAGAGGCUAAAGUGAUGGCCAACGAGGAGAAAAAAUUCCAACAACACAUUCAGGCUCAACAGAAGAAAGAACUGAAUAGCUUUUUGGAGUCUCAAAAAAGAGAAUAUAAACUUCGAAAAGAGCAGCUUAAGGAGGAGCUGAAUGAAAACCAGAGCACACCUAAAAAAGAAAAGCAGGAAUGGCUUUCAAAGCAGAAGGAGAAUAUUCAACAUUUUCAGGCAGAAGAAGAAGCUAAUCUUCUUCGACGUCAAAGGCAGUAUCUAGAGCUAGAAUGUCGUCGCUUCAAAAGAAGAAUGUUACUUGGUCGGCAUAACUUGGAACAGGACCUUGUCAGGGAGGAGUUAAACAAAAGGCAGACUCAGAAGGACUUAGAACAUGCAAUGUUACUGCGACAGCAUGAAUCCAUGCAAGAACUGGAGUUUCGCCACCUCAACACUAUUCAGAAGAUGCGCUGUGAGUUGAUCAGACUGCAACAUCAAACUGAGCUUACUAACCAGCUGGAAUACAAUAAGAGAAGGGAACGGGAACUAAGACGGAAACAUGUCAUGGAAGUUCGACAGCAGCCUAAGAGUUUGAAGUCUAAAGAACUCCAAAUAAAAAAGCAGUUUCAGGAUACCUGCAAAAUUCAAACCAGACAGUACAAAGCAUUAAGGAAUCACCUACUGGAGACUACACCAAAGAGUGAGCACAAAGCUGUUCUGAAAAGACUCAAGGAGGAACAGACUCGGAAGUUAGCCAUCUUGGCUGAGCAGUAUGAUCAUAGCAUUAAUGAAAUGCUCUCCACACAAGCUCUGCGUUUGGAUGAAGCACAGGAAGCAGAAUGCCAGGUUUUGAAGAUGCAGCUACAGCAGGAACUGGAGCUGUUGAAUGCAUAUCAGAGCAAAAUCAAGAUGCAGGCUGAGGCCCAACAUGAUCGAGAGCUUCGAGAGCUGGAACAAAGGGUCUCCCUUCGGAGAGCACUCUUAGAACAGAAGAUUGAAGAAGAGAUGUUGGCUUUGCAGAAUGAACGCACAGAACGAAUACGUAGCCUGCUCGAGCGCCAGGCCAGAGAAAUUGAAGCUUUUGACUCUGAAAGCAUGAGAUUAGGUUUUAGUAACAUGGUCCUUUCUAAUCUCUCCCCUGAGGCAUUCAGCCACAGCUACCCAGGAGCUUCUAGCUGGUCUCACAAUCCUACUGGGGGUUCAGGACCUCACUGGGGUCAUCCCAUGGGUGGCACACCACAAGCUUGGGGUCAUCCGAUGCAAGGCGGACCCCAACCAUGGGGUCACCCCUCAGGGCCAAUGCAAGGGGUACCUCGAGGUAGCAGUAUAGGAGUCCGCAAUAGCCCCCAGGCUCUGAGGCGGACAGCUUCUGGGGGACGGACGGAACAGGGCAUGAGCAGAAGCACGAGUGUCACUUCACAAAUAUCCAAUGGGUCACACAUGUCUUACACAUAAUAAUUGAAAGUGGCAAUUCCGCUGGAGCUGUCUGCCAAAAGAAACUGCCUACAGACAUCAGCACAGCAGCCUCCUCACUUGGGUACUACCGGGUGGAAGCUGUGCAUAUGGUAUAUUUUAUUCGUCUUUGUAAAGCGUUAUGUUUUGUGUUUACUAAUUGGGAUGUCAUAGUAUUUGGCUGCCGGGGGUUUUUGUGGUUGGCUUUUUGUUUCUUUGUUUUUAACUUUUGGAAAAAUUUUAAAGUGGGAAAUAGAUAACUAUUUCAUGUAUGUGGCAAAAAAAAUUGGCUUUAUAGAAGGGGUAUUAUCUGAACAAUAUAAAAAUAAAAUGAAGCAAACUAAUCUGGAUCAUCACUUUAGGGUAUCCACAGCCUAAGAAAUUUGUUGGAAGAUGUAAAGCCUUCCUUCAUAUUCCAAAUUCUGUGAGUCACUGACAGCAGGCAGUAUCCAUGCUGAAACACAUUCUUACUGAAAUAUACCUCCAUUCCUCACCAGUGUGCUUUCUUUAUCUAUGGAUUGAUCUGAUUUCUCAACCUCAUUUGGACUAAAAAACAGAAGGACAUGAACAUUAAACGAUUGCAUUUACCUUUUCAGUGGUAGAAAAUCACUUAGUUCUUUGCUAAGUGCUUCAGAAACUUGUCAGAUUUCGUAGGUCGUAUAAGAUGGACUUGCUUACAGAGAUAUAAGCUGUGUGGCUAUUGCACUAACAACCUGUGAGCUUGCAGAGGAGAAACUAGAGGGCCAGAUGGGCCCCUGAGAGUUCCUGUGGUAGAUAGGAAUGUUCAGCAGGGAGAAGGAGGUAAAGCCUGUAUUGCCUGACAUUGUGUUUUUGUGCUAUAUCUCGUCUGACCCCGUCUAUAAGACCCCAAACAGUACCUUUGCUCUGUAUAAAACCAAGACAUAGCCAACACAAAGCCAAUGCCAGAGGCAUUGAAUGAUGCCAUAUUGUGAACAGCCAUCUAGUAGAAUAUUCAUCACACUACAUAGACAUGAUUUUAUUAUCCCCUUUUUAGCUUUGGGAUUCCAUGUUUACAAGUAGCAGUAGUUGAUUAUUUAAAUAGUUGCCACCAGGAGUCACUGAGCCAAUGACUACCAGCUGCUGACUAAUCUUCACACUGUAGUUGCUUCAUUUGCAGGUCUUCUGUGCUUAAUUGCUGUUUUUGUUGCCGUAGUACCUUACAAAUUCUUAAUUCAUUGAGAGUUAGUGACCAUCCGGGUCCAUGUUAAUAUCACAUAAUAGCAAAUUCCCUUUCAGAAGUUUCUAGCUUUAGUGCUAAAAUACUACUGAGAAAGAAACUAGGUAGUUUGAGUGAAAGAAAACAACAAAAAUUGAAAAUAAUAUGCAGUGGUCAGGUACCACUAAUAUUUGGGGAGUGUGUUUUGUCUGUUCUUCAAUGAAGGAUCAACCCAGUGUUCUGCAUCAGUGUUAGUUAAUGUCCCAUGGUUUGUGUGGAGCUUGAGUUGGUGGUAGACCGGGGCCAGAGACCAGAGUUUUUUGUUUUUUGUUUUAGUAAGUUAUUGUCCUGCUCCCUUUCCAGUUGUCUUGAAGAGCUCUUGCUACUAACUCUGGGUCCUGCUUUUCAUUUAUGUAGACAGUAAGCAUUCUCUUAAUCACAAUUAGAACAAACUCGUGACCAAAUUGUUAUCUACGAUGGAAGUUCUUGGUUUGCUUAACCACAUUCUAUGUCUUGUCCAGGUAUGUGAGUCCAGUCUCCAUGACUUACCCCCUUCAAAAGCUUCUGACACUGGUUUGAGGAUUUCUAACACUAAAUAAAAGAAAAAUUAGAUCAGGAUGUGGUAGCAAAUGCCUAUAAUCCCAGCAUUUGGGAGGCAGGGGUAGGAAGGAAUCUCAGGUUCAAGGCUGCCUUCAGGUGUCUCCAAAAAAAAAAAAAAAAAAAGAAGGAACAAAAGAAAGGUAAAUGCUAUAGUAUAAGUCCUUUAAAAAUCUAGUGGAAGGUUAAUGGUAGUUACACAUUUCUAAGCAGGGUUUUAAACAUAUUCCCCAUUAGUUUUUAGGUAAACAUGGACAAGUUAUAACUAAUGAAAAGGGCCUUUAGAUUUGUUUUUUGUUUUUUUUGUUUUUUUUCCCCAUUCAAAAUAUCAUUAAAGAGUUUCAAACAAAUUGAAAAUUCUGUGUUUGGAGAAAAUAAAGGAAAUCUUUAGAGUUUAGUAGACUAUUCAAAACUGUAAAAUAAUAUCUUUAAAAACCAUUCCGGCAACCAUCUGUUCCCAGAGGGUUUGAUUGAGAAAGCAGAUCAGGUGUGUGUAAGACAUCUCUUCAAACUCCAAACUAUGACCAGAAACACUUUAUCAUCACCCAUUGUGAGCAUCACUUGGUCAAAUUUACUGAGUCCAUUUUGAUCAUAAUGCCCGCAUACUAGUGUGAUUAAACACUGACUGUCCUGUCCAGUAAGAAUUUCUGCCUCAUCUAAUCGUGUGGCACCCUAUCUUUUCAUGUUGUUCAUUAUACCUGAAUUGUACCAUCAGUUUAGUUAAGAUGCAUGUAGUUUGCACAGUGAUUAAAGUGAACAGGUUAUGUUUAUAACAACUCUAGAGGAACCAUGGACACAGCAGGAAUUGUCACAGUAAAAACUGGUAGCAGGAAAAUUUGAAAGGGUUUGAAAUGCCCUGAAUGGGGCAAGUACUUUAUAGAGAAAAAAUGCAAAAAUGUCAACAUUUGACCAGAUGAACACUACCUCCUCCCCAGUUACUGGUAUUCACUCAUGUGUGUGUUUAAGAAAAUGAACGCAUGGAGAACUUGUGUAGCACACCAGAAGUUGUGGAUCUAUAUCUGGUAUCCAGAACCUACAGGGAAAUGUUUCUUUUUCUCCCUUUUUCGGGGUCAGCAUUUUAAAAAUGCAAAGCCUCAUAUGUUGAGACAUUUUAGGGGUUGGGGAUUUAGCUCAGUGGUAGAGCGCUUGCCUAGGAAGCGCAAGGCCCUGGGUUCAGUCCCCAGCUCCGGAAAAAAAGAACCAAAAAAAAAAAAAAAAAGACAUUUUAUUUCUAAUUAGAUUCCCUGCCCUUUGCACAUAACUUUUCUUCUAAACUGAGUUCUAACCCUAAAUUUUGACAUCAGAAAGUGUUUGCACUGUAUAAACAACGUUAGCUGAAAGCAUGUUUAUUUUUAAAAGAGCUCCUGCUCUUCUGCACAUUUCCAUAUCUAGAGAUGAAAACUCCUGAAUUUGAAGUCACACGCACAGGUGGAAUACAGCCUGAAGUCAAGGCCUUGCUAGUAAAUGAAUCUUUGUCCAUAGUUACGAUUUCUGGCUGCCUGGACAUCAAGUAAACAUAACACUAAAGAAGCUGGAGAUCACAUCCUGCUACUAACAAUUUUUCUGUGCAUCCUUUUCAAAAAUUGAAAAUUUUUAGAUCACAAGGCAGAAUUUAGUAAUUUUAUGCUUCUGUAAAUGUCUAGCAUUUUAAACUAAGUACAUUGUUUUGGACACUGGAAUAAUAUGAUUUAUUUUCACCUGUAAAGAUGACUUCAUUGUACUUGAACACCUUUGCAUUUCUCCAUUUGUGCCAUUUACAAGUGGAAAUAAAUUGUAUUAUACCAUGAUCUACUGGUGUUUUAAAACUGUUACAUGUGCACAUUUUGGGUAUAGCUAUUUUCAUUUGUAUGUAUAUAUUGUAUAUACAUAUGAGUGUUUAUAUGUUUGUAUAGAUGGAUGGAUAUAACUCAUUUUAAACAUGUCUGCCAGGGCUCAAGUUUUAUUGUUGUCCCCCACCUCUCCCGCCCCAUGUUACAGCAAGAGUGAGUACUCUGGGUUGAUACUUAUGGAAGGUGAUGAGUAGAUACAUUCUCUCUAUCCCUUUAGCACUUGUAUGCCUGAGGAGAAAGUUAAAUCAACUAUGAAACCAUAAGUUACAAUGCAGUAAAAGUGUGCUAGGGAAGGAGCCAGUUAUUCUUUGAGUUUGUUUUACAAUGCAACUAAAAUUACAAGCUGCAGAGAGAAAUGAACUCUGCAAUGAACACUGGUAGUAAUUGUUCUGCAGAGGUUAAGAGAGCCACUGAGUCACAGUCUUCACGGACUUAGGGUCUCUUAGUGUUGGUCCCAUGAUCCUCAUUUGCUUUUUAUCCCUAAUACUAAUAGUCAUGUUUAUUGUCGAGGGUCAAGACUGCCAAGCAAAGAAUUACAACUAAAACACAACCGAGGCUCUCCUCAGCUGUAAAAUGAGCAGGAGAUGAUCACCCAGGGAAGGUAGACUGGUUUGAAGGGCUGCCUCCUUUUGACUUACCUUCUUGCUAACAGUAAGUUCUUUGUGCACCUUCUACCCCUUCUGAUUCAAUACUGUUCAAGCAGAGAUUUGGUCUGACACAACAUGCCUUCUUAGUUUUGCUUCUUUUCUCUCGAGACAUGUAUCCUUUCUGAUGGAGUAAUUGAUGUUUAGCCAAGGCUGGCCUCAAAUUCCUAGCAGUCUUUCUGUAAGCCUCUCAAGUACUGGGAUUAUAGGCAUGAGCUACCAUGCCAAUAGCCACAGCAACCCAUUCUUUUUGGAGGUUUUAUAGUUUUGCAUUUGUCUCAUGUUCAGAAUGUGAAGUGUCCUAAUGUGUAUUAAAGUCAGAAAAUAAUAUAUUUAAGGGCUACUAAGUGUGAAUCUGCUAUAAUGAUGGAAGAAAUAGUCUUAAGGAGCAUUGGGCUGUCAUCUUUGAGCUGCUUAUCAAAAUACAGAUCAUUAUUGAAUAUAAACAAAUUCUGUUUUAUUUUGUCCCUAAUAACAGAAGUCUCCCUUCCAUGGUUUUAGCAUUGCCUUUUUAAAAAGGCACUCACCCUGAGUUGUUACAAACUGGAAAUUUCUCACCCUCAGAUUCCUUAAAGGAUGAAGAGUGUGCUGUCCACUCAGCAUAUGUGCCUCUUGUAUGCAAGGACUACUGAUGGAAGUCUGUUUUGCUGUGUCUGGUUAUGUUGUCUGCACUUUUAUGAAAUCACUACAGUAGAUCUACGUUGGAAAUAACUAUUAAUUUGUAAAGAAAAUUUUAUUAAACACUGUAGAAAAAGUGAAGCUGAGAACUCUUCCUUUUGUGCAUUUAUGUUUCCUACUGAAUUCUGGUAGCCCACUUUUAAAGUUAUAUUGGCUUUUUUCUCCUCUUUGAUUAUAUUCAGAUUUCCAGACAAGUGCUGGCCUUCAGAUGAUAAGCAUAAGUAAUAUGCAUCAUAUCUGCCUGUUGCAGGCUUCUGAAACCUGCACUGCCCUCCAUGCAAAAAUAAGUAUCUUAGGAGAUAGACGCAGAGAGCAGAACCCGGGGAGCCAUGUACUAUGUCACCAUCUGUUACUGUUUCCAGCAAUCCAAACUGAAGUCCGUGCAUGCGCGCGUGCAUGCGUGCGUGCGUGCGUGCGUGUGUGCGUGUGUGUGUGUUGGGGGUUUUGUUUUGCUUUGCUUUUAAAUAUACAAGGGGUUCUUCUUUAAUACAGGAAAAGGUUAGUCCUCUCCAGCAGGAUGCCCACUGGAUAUAAUAUUAACAUCUGUAGGUAGUUGGAAGUGUAGAGAGAAGAGAAGGUAAGACUUCUCAAUGAAUGAAAAAGGGUGUCUUGAUGAUCAAGAAUCUCCCCCCCCCCCCCAAAGUACGGGUAAUUCAACCUGCACAGUUUCCUUUCACUCGUAGUUUAACAAUUAUGAGUGAAAAAUCAUGUAAUUAUCUGUAAAUAUGUAGCUAACAAAUUGACCUAGUUUCUGUACUAGUUUCUGGUUUUGUACUAAAGUUUAUAGGUCUGUGCCAGCUAGAGAGGAGUUGCUGCCAUUGCUAGUUGUGCUUCUGGCAUAUAACCCUGAGACCAUCCUAGGUGACAUUUUAGAAUUAAUGCCUAAAUGUUGUUAAAUGGGGAAAUGGAGCUUAAUCAUUGGUCAGGUUUGAAAUCUUUUGAAGCUAAGUAAUUUUAUUUAAUAUGAUUACAUGUCGUCAGUCAUGAGUGAGGUGUAGGGAGUCUUCCUCCCCCAGUGGCCAUGUUUACAGAGUGUUGUCUAUAAAGUGCAAGUGUGUUAAUGUUUAUGUAAAUUAUGCAGGUGAUAACUUUAUGGUUUGGGACUGUUCAUGGGCUCUUUUAACUGCAUUUUCAAAUGAAAUGAACUUUGCUUAUUGCUGGCACAUUGAUCCCAUUUCUGGAACAUUUCCUACUUCCAGAAUUCCGUAUGUUCCUCAGACAUUACCCCCACGUAACCUCCCUUCCUCUGAUAUGCCUUGUAGCUAAGAUUUAAAAGACUGUUGAACAUAGAUGAGGGGAGUGCAUUUCUUAAAAAUCCAUGAACCCUCAAUUGUAUGCUUUCAGUAUUGUGUUAUAUGUUUCUAUGGCAACUUUGAAGUCAGUGGUUUAGAAAUGAGGUACCAAUGUUAAUGAAAAGUAUGUACUCUUUGCUUUUGCAUGGCUUGGCUUAGUAUCCAAGGUAUAUUAGAGCCACUGGAAAGCAUGAAGACCAGUUAUAUGGAAACAGGUUUCUCUCAGUGGCACAUUUUGCUUUUUCUUAGCCCUCAAAUACAUUGCCUCGGCAUGAACAUUAUUGUUAAUAUAAAUUGCACAUGGUCAUCGAGCGAAUUAUAAAAUUUUGAAAAGAUGCAGCUGCCCAAUAUUUACAGUCUCUAUCUCAAGUAACAGCGUAGGUAUUGGAACCCUUCUAGCCCUUCUUGGGGUCAAACAGGUAUGUCGGUUAUCAAGGCAUUGGCUACCCCUGGGGUAUUGCCACGCUGUUGUCUUUUGCUGCCUGUUCAUUCCACAUGUGCUGUUCCUUGCACUUCAUACUCUUCCAAGAAACUAUCACCCUUUCUUCCUAUUUUAUUUGUCGUUUAUUUCACAAUAAAUGGGAAUUGUGCCUAUUUAGAUCGCCCCUCCAGUUAAGUACACAUGUAAUCCAAGCCAGAGACAAGAUGGAAAAACUUUUUUUUUUUUCAAAUUCACUUGGCCAGUAAUUUAUCUAACAAACGUUUUACCACAUUAUCUUGACACUUGAUAGAAGAGCCUAUUAGGAGUCACAGUGGUUUGUUUCAUAGAGUAAAACCCAAGUGAGGAGGGAUGUGUGGGGUUUCCAUCGGAAAAUAAUUUUGUUCUUGGUUUACUCUUUAUGAUUCUUCUCUGCUAGUUUAGAAUAGGUUAAUUUUUUUAUUUUUUUUUUAUUUAGGGAAAUUUUUACAAAAAUAAUGGUCUGAUGUAAAUACCAUUUUAAAGUACAGUGCACAUAACUCCCUAGGCUAUUCCAACCUACUUGUAAAUGCUUUAGAGUUUUUAAAUUAACACUUCUGUUGCUAAAUACUAUUUAUGUAAGUCUGAAAAGGUUUUUAACCCAUAUAAAACAUUUAAAUGAUGCAGGUUGUUAUGAGCAAGUUAGCUUUGAGAACCCCUCUUUAGUGUAUGAAAAAAGCCUAACAUGCAUUAGUGAGGUUGGAGAGACUAUGAGAAAUAUGUAUAGUGUAUAUUUUAAACAGCUUUGCUUGUAUUGUGAAGAUUUAAGAACAAACUUGAGAUUUUUAAAGUUAACUAUUAACACAGUUUUAACAUAAGUUAUCCCACUGGGUUUGAAAGCAUCUUGAAUGUAUAACCCUUCUGUAACCCAGGUUGGUCUUUGCUUUUACUGAACCACCAAACGUUAUUUAUAUUUUUAGUUUUAUGUACUCAUUUCUUUUUGUUUUCCUCAAACAGCAUGUUGUUGUUGUUGGGGUUUUUUGUUUUUGUUUUGAUUUUUUUUUUUUGCACAUAUAGAAAUUUUUUAAAAGAAGGAAAUUAAUACAUGGUUUUUCUCUAGAUUUUCUUCACUUCAGUCUUUGUACUAACCUCUUAAAAGCCAUGGCAUUCCAUUGCUUUAUUUGUGCAAAUGCCAGGGGUGGUUUUUAUUUUUAUUUUUGCUAUUUACCUAGAGAGAGAGAGAGAGAGAGAGAGAGAGAGAGAGAGAGAGACAAUGCUUCAGUCAAUUGCUUUUUUAUUUAAAAUUUAAAGGAAAAAAAAAGAAAAAAAAAAGCUGUAACCUUAUCAUUUCUGAGUAGACCAUUGAGAGAAAUGCACACCUGUCAGCCCAGGACCAGCUUUGGUGGCUAAAGGGAAUAUUUUAACUUCACAAGAUAAGAUGUUCUGUACAAAAUGUGGUAUAUGUUAUCCACAGUCUGUUUCAGUUAUUCCCAUAAGUCAGGUCCAGAUAAAUGAGGGUUAUCAGCUAACUGAUAUGUUAUCAUUGAGGUUCGUCAAUGAAUUUGUACAUUUCUAGUUCCCUUUGGUGAAGGGAAAAAUGAUGAUUUUGCAAGACCUAGAUUUUGGCUUGGUUUCUUGCCUCCUUUUUUGGCAGCCUUCAUCUUUUCCUAAAGCCCUUGAGCCUGUAGGGUUUUCAUAGUGGACAAAGGACUUAAAUGGUCUUUUAAAACUGGGAUAGUUUUUGGGGAAAGGGCAAGAGAUUAUCAUAUUGAACAUAUAGUAUCCUAAUACUUUUAACAGUGGAUAAUUUUGAGUAAACCCAGUCCUUUCAAUUUUUAGAUUAAACAUGCCCACAGUGGAGGCUUACCAAAGGUUGCAAUGAGGAGGAAGCCUCUCCCUCUCUGUCAGCCCAGCUGGUAAAGGGGACUGUGCAGAUGUGCAUUUUCCUUUCGGUAGAAAUGGUCCGCAGCACUAACUGGUAAGGAUUAUUGUACAGUAUAUUGUCAGUAUUCUUCUGGUUCAGCAUACCUUAUAGUUCGUAUAUAACCUGUAUUAAUUGUAUAGAUUGUGCAUUUAAAGCUGUUACCAAGUUGUCAGAACCUUAAGAACGAAAACAGGUCAUAUGUAAUAUUUUGUUUGUAAGUAUCCUUUGUAUCAUAGCAAAGGAAAUGUUUAAAAGAUCAACUGUAAUAAAAGUAAUUUUAGUACA